UCCAGAGUUCCAGCACGAGGCAGGCCACGGCGGUAAAAAAGCCUGGGAUGGGAAAUGCAGGCAGGGAGAACAUGUUGACGGUUCCAGGAGGCUGAAGCAGGAAAACCCCUCUGAUAUGUUGAAAAAUACCAUAUCGAUUGUGAAGACUCUCCAAGCCUGAAGGACUCCUGCUGCUUAAACACAAACCGGACCUGAUUGGAAGACUGCCUGGCCGUACAGCCAUGCUUUGUGAGCCCAGAUUGCUGCGCAUGACCUUUGGUGAAGUGGAGGAGUUGGACUGUGGUCCCCCUCAGGGAGCGCCGGGCCCCCCGGGGGCGGCGGCCGCCGUCACCCCGGGAAACGCUGCCCUGGCUCGCCGCAGCCCUGCGGAGCGGGCGGGAAGCCCGGACCGCCGCCGCCUUGCUUCAGAGGAGCUCUACAUCUCCCCGCUGCAGUCGUUAGACCUGCACCGAGCCCCCCCGAGCAGACCCCUGUCUCCGGGGGUUGUCAUCCCGGCCCAGUCGCCCUCGGGGGGCGACACGCCUUUCCUCGUCCCGUCCUUCUGCCAGAGCUUCUGUAAGAACUACAGCGACCUCCAUAUUGGAGGCGACCAGGUGCUGCCUCUGUCAGCCGGCGACGGCGAGCUGAGGGUGCUCGAGGAGACCCCGGGGGCCGACCGGCCCCCCCUCCAGCCCCCCGAGGACUCCCUCAUGGGGCAGCCGUCCCAGGGCGGGCUGGCGUUCCCCCUGAGGGGCGGGUCCAGCCACUGGAGGCAGGGCAGCGGGCGCGACCGAAGCUUCCUGCUGCAGGGCCGCCAGGGCCCGUUCUCCAACUCGCUCCUGAACCACUACCUGGAGCAGAAGAUCCUGGACCUCUACCAGCAGUACAUGAUGGACAACAUGGCCAGGGACGGCUCCGGCUCGGACGCGGCGCCCAUCUGCCCCCUGCUGGGCUCCGAGCUGGUGCUGACCAGCCUGGACCAGAUCACCCUGCAGCUGAGCCGGGAGGGGAACCUGGAGGCGGGGCUGGCCAAGGACAUGGUGCUGAGCUGCCUGCUGCGGGUGGCCAGCGACAUGCCGUCCAGCGAGAUCAGCACGCCCUUUCUGCAGAUUUCAAAUGAAGCCUCCAGGGAGCAGCUCGCCGAGAAUAAAGAGGAGUAACCCCGGUGUCAAGGAACCCUCUCAUCCAAUUCACUAUUUAUUGUAGCUCAACUCCAAAAA
Molecule: messenger RNA, 1199 nt
Organism: Salarias fasciatus (jewelled blenny)
Lineage: Eukaryota; Metazoa; Chordata; Actinopteri; Blenniiformes; Blenniidae
Exons: 3
Coding region: 222-1139 (305 amino acids)
Biological process (GO): regulation of toll-like receptor signaling pathway
Source: RefSeq, a predicted model, not a curated record